AUGACUCCGAUCUCCUCCGCUACCGUUCCUUUGGAGCCGGGCUACUUACCUGACUGGUCCAACACCAUCCGGCUCUUUGUCCAAAACAUGGACUCCCGCACGAUUGUGAUCAUGGCGCGGCCGUAUGACACUUUAGGCGAGUUACUUGGUCGCUUCGCGGGUGUGGGGCAUAGGAGCAACCUGCAUGCCGUAUUUGAUGGUCGGCAGCUCCCUCCCAAGGCGCCGAUCGGCGAGCUCCGUCUUCCGCCGGACGCCUUGCUCCACCUAACCCCGUACCCCGAAGCAUGGAGCCUUGCGUCCCAGAUCGCCGCUGCGGCCACAGCCCAGAGGCUCGUCUCCGCGGAAACCGCAGAGUUCUUCAGGAACUUCUUUGGCAACGACAGGCAACGUAUGCCCCGGCUUGUGCGGUAUCUCGGCAUACCGCAUGGCGCACCGCAGGACGUCGUUGUUGCGGAAGCCUCCAGGAUGCUCGUCUCCAGGGACACUGUCCUGCUCGUCAGGAAGUUCCUCGACAGCGCCAGCACCGUCCACCAGCGGCAAGCCCCACACCACGCUGAAAUGAUGGGGGAGUACCUCGACGUCCUACUCCAAAGCGGUGUCAUCGGCCUUCUGGUCCGCCUCUACCUCUCCAACUCCGGGAAGUAUCAUAAUAGAGGAAAGUCGGCAAUCCUGUCCUUCCUGAUUCCGGAUGGCAGGCUUCCCCUUCAUCUCGAGGUGUGGUCGGCCCCAGUGUUCUUGCAGCUCUGCCGCUUGAUCGCCUCUGGCUCGACCCAUGGAAAAAACGACCCGAUCUACAGGGACUGUAGAGGGAAGCUUGCGAACUUGCUCUCUUUGCACGGGUGGCUGACGCUGCCGGAGCCGGAGUUGCCUCGAGAGUGGUUGAUCGAGCAGCUGAUUCCUUUGGCCCAGGAGACGGCGGACGAGUUCAUUUUGUACAUGGGCCAGGGUACAUGGGUGCCCCCGGUCUUCGAGUUCAGAGUAUUCUUCUCGGUGCUGUGCCGAAAGGUGCGCGUCCCAUGUGCCGCCGACUCGUCGCCAGAUGGUCGCGCAGGAGCGGCACUGUCCCAGAUGGCGAUGUCCCUGCUGACGUCGGUCUCUGGGUUCAUGGCGAGUUUGGAUUCGUCGGACAGGGACUCGACGCCGUCGAGCAAGCACCAGCAGGACGCGGCGGUUGACAGGAUCUGGGUUGUUUUAGACGCGCUGGAUUCAUGGUCCGAGACGCACGGCCAGUUUGCCGCCGCCAUGCGGGACACGCUCAUGGCACAUGCGGCGUACUUCAACGCACUCGUGCUGGGCACCAGCGCUGGGCGGAGCAGGCAAGACGACAUGGCCCGUAUCGUCUCCAAGCAUAGGGACAUCCUCGGGGUGGAGGCGCGGAGGCAUUUCUCCAUGGCGAUGCUGCCGGAACUAGAUGCGGACCUGUCACCUCUGGACAUGGAGCGGCCACUAGAGGUGCUCAUCUAUCGGUCGCAGCUGCUGUUUGAAUCCUUAUUGUACAUCUCCACCGCAACGCGCGACGAGCUCCAUGCCGGCCUGGACGUGGAGUUCGUGAACGAGGAAGCCAUCGGCGACGGGGUGGCCAGAGAGUGGGUCACCCUGGUGACGCUGUUCUUGCGGCUAUCUGGGAGACCCAUCACCCUGGAAGACAUUGCAGACGCCGACCCAAGCAUGUACGCGAGCUGCAGGAAAAUCCUAGAGAUGGAUCCUGAUCUCAUCGAUUCAAACGCGUUGGGUCUCACGUUUGCUCGAGAAGUUGGAGCGUUCGGGUCCCGGGAAGUCAUUGAGCUCCUCCCCGGAGGGAGAGAUGUCCCUGUUGAUAGCAAGAACAGAAGCCAGUACAUCGAUCUUCUGAUUCAAGAUCUCUUCGCGAACAGCACCAAAGAUCAGCUAAAUCAUUUUGCUGAGGGGUUUAGGUUCAUGCUCGUGAGACCGGAGUUGCAGAGAGCUUUCUUCCACAGCUUGGAUCUUGAAGAUCUUGACCAGAUGCUGGGUGGACGCAUGAGCACCAUUGAUGUGCAAGAAUGGAAAGAAAAUACCACCUACCGGGGUUACAGCGCUGUGGCGAGCAUGACGGCUGAAGAGCAGAGACGGCUGCUCUUCUUUUGGACCUCGGUGGAGUAUCUACCAUUUGACGGUUUCGGCGGGUCAGAGCUAUCCAUGCACAUAUCCAAGGCAUCAUCCAAGACUCCAGACCAUCUCCCGUCCUCAAGGACCUGCAUGUACCGCUUGAACCUGCCCUGCUAUACCUCCUUCGACAUGACGCUGAGCCGGCUACGCAUGAUCGCCCAGGACCACGUGAGCAAUAGCUUUGGUGAGAUAUAAGCUUCAACGCUGGUCUCAUAUGGGUAUCAAUAGUUUACGUUCCCGUGUAUUUCCGAGCCAAAUCCAAAUCAGAAGUUGAAAAGGAUGAGGGACACACUUUGAAAUAGUUGAGGUUUUGGACACCAGGCAAAUCAUCGUGAUGUACUAUCAGGUUUAGUUAAAAGAACACAAA
This is a messenger RNA of Lolium rigidum, 2494 nucleotides long. Its product is annotated as E3 ubiquitin-protein ligase UPL5-like. Gene Ontology annotation, biological process: protein polyubiquitination; positive regulation of protein catabolic process; proteasome-mediated ubiquitin-dependent protein catabolic process. The transcript has 3 exons. The record is from RefSeq and is a predicted model, not a curated record. Gene Ontology annotation, molecular function: ubiquitin-protein transferase activity. The coding region runs from base 1 to 2322 and encodes 773 amino acids. NCBI's taxonomy places the organism in Eukaryota, Viridiplantae, Streptophyta, Magnoliopsida, Poales, Poaceae.